Molecule: messenger RNA, 4440 nt
Organism: Columba livia (rock pigeon)
Lineage: Eukaryota; Metazoa; Chordata; Aves; Columbiformes; Columbidae
Gene: ZBTB5
Product: zinc finger and BTB domain containing 5
Exons: 2
Coding region: 374-2398 (674 amino acids)
Biological process (GO): regulation of transcription by RNA polymerase II
Cellular component (GO): nucleus
Molecular function (GO): protein binding; DNA-binding transcription repressor activity, RNA polymerase II-specific
Source: RefSeq, a predicted model, not a curated record
GGGCUGGGGGCGCGGGGGCCGGGUCGGCGGUGCCGGGGGCGCGGGGCCCGGCGGGCGGUGCUGCGGGGCAGCGGCGGGGAGCGCGCGGCUGUGCGGGCUGCAGAAGAGCCCUCCCCGGCGGUCCCGCCGCUCCGGGGUGCCCGGGGGCCCGGCCGCGGCCCAGCGCUGCCCUCCGCGGUCCGGAGCGACGCGCUCGGCCCUGCCCGGGUGGACACAACAAAGCUGCGAUGUGAGCGGAGGAGCCUGGGGAGCGCCUUUUGCGGUGCGCGCUCGGCUUCGUGUCAGACGUAUUUUUAACUACUCAUCGGGAGGCGGAAGGAUGGGACGUGGAUGCUGCCUUGGGUGAGACGUGCGACCUGGAUGUUCCAGGAUCAUGGAUUUUCCAGGACACUUUGAGCAAAUCUUUCAGCAGCUCAACUACCAGAGGCUUCAUGGCCAGCUUUGCGACUGCGUCAUCGUGGUGGGAAACAGGCAUUUCAAGGCCCACCGCUCUGUCUUGGCAGCGUGUAGCACACAUUUCCGAGCGCUGUUCACCGUAGCAGAAGGAGAUCAGACUAUGAACAUGAUUCAGCUGGACAGCGAGGUGGUGACAGCGGAAGCGUUCGCCGCUCUGAUAGACAUGAUGUAUACUUCCACACUGAUGCUCGGGGAGAGCAACGUCAUGGAUGUCCUGCUGGCUGCUUCCCACUUGCAUUUGAACUCCGUCGUUAAGGCGUGCAAACACUACCUUACCACCAGGACGCUGCCCAUGUCUCCACCGAGCGACAGAGUUCAGGAGCAAAACGCGCGCAUGCAGAGGUCGUUCAUGCUCCAGCAGCUCGGGCUGAGCAUCGUGAGCUCUGCCUUAAAUUCCACGCAGAGCACCGAGGAACAGCCGACCGCCCUGAGCUCCUCGAUGAGGAGCAGCAUGGAGCAGCGCGCUGCUUUCCCCAUCCGUCGUCUCCACAAGCGCAAACAGUCUUCCGAGGAUCGGGGCCGGCAGCGCAUCAGGCCUGCCAUGGACGAGUCUGUGUCCGACGUGGCUGCGGAGAGCGGGCAGGCAGUGGUUCAUUCACGGGAAGAUUUCUUCUCCCCAGACUCGCUGAAGAUUGUGGACAGCUCUAAGGCUGAUGCGGUUGCUGACAACCCGGAGGACAAUACUAUUAUGUUUGAUCAGUCUUUCGGUGCUCAGGAAGAUGCUCAAGUGCCCAGCCAGUCUGACAACAGCGCAGGAAACAUUUCACAGAUGUCCAUGGCGUCCCAGGCAACGCAGGUGGAAACCAGCUUUGACCAGGAGCCUGCUUCUGAGAAGAACAGCUUCCCCUGCGAGAAUCCAGAGGUCGGCCUGAACGAGAAGGAGCACAUGCGGGUGGUGGUGAAGUCCGAGCCGCUGAGCUCGCCCGAGCCUCAGGACGAGGUGAGCGAUGUCACUUCCCAAGCAGAGGGCAGCGAGUCUGUUGAAGUGGAAGGAGGAGUAGUGAGCGCGGAGAAGAUAGAACUGAGUCCCGAGAGCAGUGAUCGCAGCUUUUCUGACCCACAGUCCAGUACCGACAGGGUGGGAGACAUCCAUAUUGUGGAGGUGUCAAAUAACCUGGAACACAAGUCUACGUUCAGUAUCUCAAAUUUUCUGAAUAAAAGCAGAGGUGGUGGCUUUGGUGCUGGUCAGAACAGCGAUGACAACAUUCCCAAUACCACCAGUGACUGCAGAAUGGACAGCGACGCCUCUUACCUGAUGAGUCCGGAGUCGGGGCCUGCUGGUGGCCAUUCGUCUGCCACCGUCUCUCAUGUCGAGAACCCGUUUAGUGAGCCUGCAGACUCUCACUUUGUUAGGCCAAUGCAGGAUGUGAUGGGUCUCCCCUGCGUACAGACUUCUGGGUACCGGGCUGUGGAACAGUUUGGCAUGGAUUUUCCACGGUCGGGCUUGGGCUUGCACUCCCUGUCACGGGCAAUGAUGGGCUCAGUCAGAGGCGGAGCCAGCAGCUUUCCUGGGUACCGCCGCAUCGCCCCCAAAAUGCCGGUGGUGACCUCGGUCAGGAGCUCCCAGCUGCAGGAGAGCUCCUCCAGCUCCCAGCUCAUCAUGAACGGCACCGCGUCUUUCGAAAGCGGGCACCCGUCGCAGCCCGGCCCGCCGCAGCUGACCAGGGCGUCCGCCGAUGUCCUCUCCAAGUGCAAGAAGGCCUUAUCGGAGCACAACGUCUUGGUCGUGGAAGGCGCGCGCAAGUACGCGUGCAAGAUCUGCUGCAAGACGUUCCUGACCCUGACGGACUGCAAGAAGCACAUCCGCGUGCACACCGGAGAAAAGCCUUACGCCUGCCUCAAGUGCGGCAAGCGGUUCAGCCAGUCCAGCCACCUCUACAAGCACUCCAAGACCACCUGCCUGCGGUGGCAGAGCAGCAACCUGCCCAGCGCGCUGCUGUGAGCCGCGGCGCCCGCGGCACGGCGUCCGCUCCCGAGGCACCGCGGGGCGCGGGCGCUGCGUCCGCCACUGGCCGCUGCGUCCGCGCUUCCCGCCGGGCCGCGAACUCUCGGGUGUGAUGGUGCCGCAGCGCACAAGUCUGGUUUCUGUCGAUUGGGGAUAUUUCUGUACUACCUCGCAGGGCUGUUGUGAGGCUGGCGCAGCUGCCGGCGCGGAGCUCGGGCCGGGCGGCAUGCAGUCCCGGCGCCGGCGGCUCCUUCGCAGGGCACAGGGGUAGUUAUCUCACAAAGUAGCACGUUUUGAGAAUCAGAAGCUGAAGUGCAAAUUUCCUCUUUUUUGUUUUUUUUCUGAAGUAUUUUGUAAAAGUGAAAGCAUUUAAAUAAAUGGCCUGUAAAACCAGUAGCUGCAUUAUGUGUGGACAGUAGUGCAAGAGCUGUUUACUGUGACUAACGCAGACUGCAUAUCUUUAAAAAACAACUUUGUUUGCACCUGUCUGACAUAAUGCUCUAAAAUAUGCUAAUAUUAAAAAUAGUUCUAGGGUUAUGAAUGUAUGUUUGGCUGUUUUGUAGUAAAGGACACUGUGUAAUGAAGGUGCUUAAAUCCAAGACAAGUAACUUUUGGACUGCCAGAUGUAUAUAUACUUUGAAUACAGCAAGAUCUGGAUGUUGGAUUUUUUUCUGUAGAAACUUGUAUUAAGUGAUAAGUGAAGUACUGUUUCUUGUUCGUGCUAUUCUUAGCAGUAUUUUAACCAGUUUGCAUCUCCUGUGUUAAAAUUCCAUAUACACCGAAGUCUGAAAAGAGCUUGUCUUUGUCUGCUUUGUUAUUUUGAAGGAGAGAGAUAGUUUGUGAUGGCUUUUUUACUGUAUAUCUCGCUGUUUCCAGACGCUGAUAGUCAAUCUGAUUCCCAUUGUUGCAUACGCGUAUUGUCCUUUUCUGACACUCUUAUCCUCGGGCUUUAAUUUCCUCCUCUGUGCUCGCACUCGCUUUCCUUCGCAGCCGCGGGUUGUUCCUCAGAUCGAACCAGUCCGCAGUCAUCCUCAUUUGCCAUAUUUAUUUAUGUCUCUCUGUGAGAUGUAGUCGUCCCAUCCAGUCCUUCCACUUAAAGUAGUGUCAUAAAUACACUUUUCCACAUAAAUUUAGAAAACCUAGCAUAAAUUUAAUUUGAAAAAAAAUAGCACCGUACCCUUAGUGAAGCAGAAGUUCAGUGAUCGUUAUUCUCCAAGCGGAUCGUGUACAUCUUGUUUUAAUUUCCUCCUCUUUGAUGCCGUUGUAAGUAGCACCGUCUGCAGCCUCGUUGUGAAGGGUGCAGCCGGGCUCACGGCCGGCGCUCGGCACACCGCGCUUCUGAGCAGUCCCGGAGCGCUUGUGCUGCAGGUGCUGCCGUCGCGCUUCCCCCGUCCGAGUCACACAGCAACAGCCUUCUGCUCACGUAAAAACAAACUUGGCAAGCCUUCCCCUCCGUAUUCUGUUCUGUGUAGCACGUGUAUCCUGUGCGAUGAUAUUUGGCAGUUCUGUGGAGUUUGUGCUGCCUGAUAGUUGAGCAUCUUCUGUUCGGAUAAACGGAAAAUCCCGAUCCACGUAGCAGGAGGAACUAUUGAAAGAGUCGAAGCACAGGAACCCAGCAGUCACUGUCACACUGAAGGAAACACGGAAACCUUUCUGUACGCGGCUUCACGUGAAACAGUCGUCCACUAAUGAAGAAUCGUGUCUUCAUCUCUAAUUACGCUGCUCCACAUCGAAAAUGCCAAAUGUCUGUCAACGUGUUGAUGGCACCUUGAGUGUCCAAGGGGAUCAGGAACACGGAAACGUCGCGAACGGUUGGAUCGAUUCCUUUCAAGUGCUGAGGUUUUGCUAUAGAAUUUAUUUAAUGGUUGUAUUCUGGCUCUUGAUUUUAUAAGCAUUAAGGAAAUGUGCUGCAUUUUUGUAAAGCGUUAGGAUAUGCCACGUUUUGUUUGGUAAUAAUUUUGAUAUCGGGACUAACAGCAUUGAGCUACACUAAACAAUCUCACUGAAACAUCAAUAAAAUGCAGUAUUUUGUACUUUGA